AUGUCCAUUCCAUUCUCUGGCCAGGGCACUUUGAAGGGACUGGCUAAUCCAACGAAACAUACUCGCAAUGGGCGAUCCCGCGUCCGGAAGCGGCCGUUCCUCGUCUACCUGGCCACCACUGUCUCCAUUAUAGUUAUUUUGUUAUCAUUGGCAAUAUGCAGGGCUUUGCUCACCAGAGAUCGGCUGUCCGGCGCGACAUACCGCCGGCUGGCUGGUGGCGGGGGAGGUAUCGAUGAACAGGAACGUUACAUCAUAGAAGGUUGUUUAGACUUGGAGUCCGAUAUGGGGCUUCUGGAGCAAAGAGCGACUUCUAGGUCUACAACUGACGCAUCACACCGGCUAACGGAGUUAGUUUCAAUGCUAUCGGAGGCCGCCGCUGCGAAGGAAUCGGUAAAAGAACGUCGUCGUCGUGGAGGGGAGGCGCAUUCGAGGGAACAGUUGCUAGGGGACCAAAGUGGUUCUGAGCAUGAGGGUGGUGGUCAGGUGGGCCUGCAUACUUCUUCAAUGCAAGCAUUUGAAGGGCGAGGUGAAUUCACUGGUAGGGUAGCUGCACCUCUGGACCCCGACUCCUGGAUAGAAGCAAUCCCCAGCAUCCAAUCUCAGCCUGAAGACGAGGAAAGAAGGGAGGGUUUCUUGUUUACUAAUGAUGAGGGAGAGCCUGAACUGGCGGUUGCAUCCCCUUCAUCGAAGGCUGCGCAUACUGGGAUCCUCAAAAAUAUGCUUGUUGCUGCGAAGAUUCGAACUCAUCCGUAUGUUCGCCUGCCAGUGUUAGAGAGAGGUGUCACUCCUAGAUACGUUAGAGCUUCAUCUCUCUUUGAGAAACGGAUAAGGAGGUAUUCACCUCAUGCCUACCUGUGCACGAUGCGGAAGUUAUUUGCAAAGCAGGCACUGAACCAGAAGGACGUGCAUGCCCUGGUCAAAGCUGUUGAGGAGCUGGUAAACUUGGCAUGGCUCCGCAGUCAUAGAGGACCAAGGGGCCCCUCUCCCAUUCACAUUGUUGAAUCUUUAGGUAGUUAUUUUAUGGUGUUCGAUUCUCUCGUGUGUGCCGCUGAAAUUCUGGGGGAACAUAUGCAGCUUCAUCUAUGGUGGGAGAAAUUUGCAGCAAACUUUGAUGUCAAUCCCCUCCUGCCCGCUCCGGGGCCAACUCGAAAGGAAGUGGCGAAAUUUCACAAAUACUUGGUAAAACGGCUUGUGGCUGCCCUGGAAAUCUACAAAAGAGGAGAACGCCCACCCCUGCCGGAAGUUAUUGCGCUCAAAACUCUGCUGUUCUGCUCUCCACAAGGGCGCCAUCAAUUCAAAAAUCCGAAAUGGGAUCCCUGGCGAGACGAUGGAGACUGUCCUUAA
Molecule: messenger RNA, 1344 nt
Organism: Eimeria maxima
Lineage: Eukaryota; Apicomplexa; Conoidasida; Eucoccidiorida; Eimeriidae
Exons: 1
Coding region: 1-1344 (447 amino acids)
Source: RefSeq, a predicted model, not a curated record